Molecule: messenger RNA, 2985 nt
Organism: Topomyia yanbarensis
Lineage: Eukaryota; Metazoa; Arthropoda; Insecta; Diptera; Culicidae
Product: forkhead box protein K1-like
Exons: 5
Coding region: 426-2759 (777 amino acids)
Biological process (GO): regulation of transcription by RNA polymerase II
Molecular function (GO): protein binding; DNA-binding transcription factor activity, RNA polymerase II-specific; RNA polymerase II cis-regulatory region sequence-specific DNA binding
Source: RefSeq, a predicted model, not a curated record
CAACGCAGCAUCAGUGCCCAACAAUCGUGUGUAGUGCGUGUGUGUUUACAUUUUUUCUGCCGUAGCCAAAAUUUUCCUCUUUUAGCCAAAAAAAAAGCUAUCAUUUAAUUCGAUCCUGAUUGUGUUUUUUGCAUUUACGUGCAGAUUUCCUUCGCGAGUGAAGAUAUAGGGUAUAAUCAAAAGUUUGCCGUUCCGUUUCCUGACGCAAUUGCGAGCAAUCUGCUGCGGUAAGCAGCGCGACAGUGCAUGUGCUUUUUGUCCCGUUUUGCGGCUUCCAUCAAAAAACGUAAAUAGCAAUCCGAUUUGUUUUCAGAUCGCUAUCAAAGGAAAAUAAUCGUGAAAACCACCGCGCCCAAACGCCACCCUUUGCGACGUACUCGGGAAAUUUUAAAUGCGUCACCAGUAGAGCACCCAGCAACACUACAAUGACCGACAACAACAACUUCCACAUCCCGCAGCACGUCAUCAAGCACGAAACCAUCCAGUCGACGUCAUCGUCCCCGCCGCAGCAUCAAUUCCAGGUUUACUACCAUCACCAACCGGUAGCGUCGUCCGCUGUAACGCCAUCAACGACCCCAUCGUCCGGUCAACCGAAGCUAUCCACCACCACCCUGAAGGUAAUCGAAACGACCUCCGUCGAACCGAGCACCGGAGCUUCCGGUGGUUUAGACUACAGCACGCAUCACCUCCUUCCGCAGCAGAUCAUCGAAUACGAUCCGGUCAGUGACCCGAACCAUCCGGUCAGUGUGGUGAUCGAGCAUCAGCCGUUCGGGGAAACUCAACCCACCAUCGAACAGCAGGAACGGAGUGUGAUCGAAGCGCUCUGCCAGCAAGCUCACCAGAAUCGGAUCCAGCAAGAACAGCAUGUGUCAAACAAAGGUAAACGGCCCCGGUUGGACGGUCAGCAGCAACAGGAAAAUGGUUCCGACCAUCUGAGCGAUGAAGAUCACGAUGACGAUCGUCGACGAAAACCGCAUCACGGAUCGGCGCAAGGCGGCGGCGGCGGCGAGUCGAUUGAAGAACAGGAACAGAGUAUUAUCGAAGCGCUCUACCAGCAGCAGCAACAAAAUCAGCUGCGAAAGCAGCUCACCCAUCAACAACAACCUCUGCCCUUUCACCGGCAUUCGUCCACUCCGCCUUCACGUUCGAUUUCCCCCUCCCAGUCACCGACCGUAUCUGGAACUACCGAUAGUGUCGCCUCCCGUAUCUCAUCUCAAACCCUAUCGGGCUCCGGAUCAGGUCAGCAGCAGCAGCAGCAAUCUGCCCCGCACAUCGCCCAAGCUAUCUCAUUGGCGCACAUCAACCAGAGCAACUUUAUCGCGCGACUCAUCAGCAAGGAUAACAUUCUACUCAUUUCGGAAGACCUGAUCGAAAUCGGACGGAACUCGUCACGGGCGCAGGUUGAUUUUCACGUUGGUAGAAACAGUUUCGUGUCCCGGAAGCACCUGCUGUUGCAUCACGAUCACACCGAUGGGGAGUUUUAUCUGUCCUGUCUGAGCAAGAACGGUGUCUUUAUCGAUAACGUUUUUCACCGGAAAGGUGCCGAGCCGUAUCAGUUGCCAAAAGUUUGCAGCAUACGCUUUCCCAGUACAAAUAUCAAAAUUCAAUUCGAGAGCUUGUAUCAUAAAAGUUCUUCUGAAUCGCGUGACCUGCUGGAUGCCUCCAUUGGACCCUACCCGGCUGGCAACGCUGGUGUACAAUCUCUUGGCAAUGGUCCUGGAUCUGGUCAGGCAGCAUCUAGCACGGGUGGUGGCGGUGGUGGUAACAUGUACGCCCCGCUUAAAAUUUCCAUCCCGGCAGAACCACCCAGUUCGUCGUCGAUGGAACACAUGGACCUUAGCAGCCGCGGUGGGGAUAACGGAAAAAGUCCCUACCCGUCACCGACGGGAACGAUCAGUGCGGCCAACAGCUGUCCGACCAGUCCCCGCCAAGGCUAUCAUGACUUUUCCGUGUACGGUGUGGGUCACGGUGGUGGUGGUGGUAUGGGAAUGGGACCGGACGGUGGUGGGGAUAUUGGCGGCGGGCUGGCAUCCAGCAGCGGAGCGGUACAUAGCUUUAACGAUUUUCAACCGCCUGCAACGUCGCAAUCGCUGGAGAACGAAAAACCACCGUACAGCUAUGCCCAGCUGAUUGUGCAAUCCAUUUCGGCCUCGCCGGAAAAGCAGCUAACGCUGUCUGGAAUCUAUUCGUUCAUCUCGAAGAACUACCCGUACUACCGGAAUGGGGCCAACAAGGGCUGGCAGAACUCGAUUCGGCACAAUUUGAGUUUGAAUCGAUACUUCAUCAAAGUCCCCCGAUUACAGGACGAACCGGGCAAGGGCAGCUUCUGGCGCAUCGAUCCCAACAGCGAACUGAAGCUGGUAGACCAAAGCUACCGAAAAAGACGCCAGCGGGGCAGCCAAUGUUUCCGGACACCGUACGGUAUGCCCAAAUCGGCUCCAGUUUCGCCCACUCCGAUGGAUCCGGAAAGCCGGGAGGGUUCACCACUGAACGAGCUGAUGAUGCAAUCGGCACCCGGAUCACCCGGUCAGGUUGCAGCGAAUACCUACGUGCACAGCAGCACCCACGGCGGUAUGACUGUCCAUUCCGGGCAGGAGGAUACUUCUUUGAAUCAAACACCACCAGCACCACCCACCCACAAACGAGCGAACAAUUCCCAGACGAGUAAGAAGAUCGCCAAGCAUCCGGCAAAUGCUAAGACACAGCCAGCAACAACAACAACGUCAUCAUUGGCAACGGAAGAACAAAAACCUCUGUAGAUAGGUCGCAGCCCCACUCUGGCAGUUUGCACUUUUCUGAGAUUUUCCACAACUCUUCGUUACAACCAACAUACAAACCCAAAAUUGUAUGCUAUAUUUAUGUACUGUAGAGGUGUAAGAAAAGACGAAUACGAACAAACCAUUAUUGUGUUCGUAUUUGAAAUUGUUAGUAAGCAGCAUCAAACCCAUGGAUGGAAGAAUACAAUGCAAAACAAAACUGUUUCAA